CCUGCGCCACACACCCCCUCACAACCAAACGCAAUAUCGCCCAGCCCCUCUUCCUCCUCGACGCGCAGGCCCCAGGGAAAAAGAAAAACUCCGUUGGAGAAAAGUCGCGUGCCGUCUCCUCUCGCCCACAGCCCGUUGGCAGCAAUGGCACAAGAGAGCUGGAAGGAGUCUGAGGAGACUGUCCAAACACCUGAGGCACCAAUAUUGUGUGUAAACAACUGUGGCUUCUUCGGUAGCAGCAUGACAAACAACAUGUGCUCCAAGUGCUACAGGGACUUCAUUAAGGCCACUACAAUGGCUGCCCCUGUAGUGGAGAAGGUGUUCUCAGUGGCAUCAUCUUCCAGUGUGACCUUGGAGCAAGCAGAGGCAGACGAAGUACCAGCCGCGGCUGUAGCUGAUAGCCAAGCAGCACAGGAGCCUCCAAAGCCGCCCAGCAACAGAUGUCUUUCAUGCCGCAAGAAGGUGGGCUUGACUGGUUUCCAGUGCCGGUGCGGGGGAACAUUCUGCGCCAUGCACCGCUACGCUGACUCCCACGAAUGCACCUUCGACUACAAGAAGGCUGGCCGGGAGCAGAUUGCCAAGCAGAACCCUGUUGUGAUAGCCGAGAAGAUCAAUAAGAUCUGAUUGAUAGUCUCACCGGGUUCAUUUGCUUGCUAUUUGUGGUGGUGCCGGAGUCGUCUUUACUUGAAUCAGUAGGUUUCUUCUGGUCUGGACUAGGUUGCCAGGGUCUCAAUUGUGUCUAUCCUUCUCCUUCAUGGUUCGCUUCUCUCGAUUAUGAAUGAAAUGAAAUAAUGUAAAUAUAUAAUAUUCUAUUGUUUUAGCUGUUCGUUUCGGAUAUUGCUUAUUGCUCCUUGCUUAUCAGUAAAGUUUCAAGCCCUCA
Molecule: messenger RNA, 880 nt
Organism: Triticum dicoccoides
Lineage: Eukaryota; Viridiplantae; Streptophyta; Magnoliopsida; Poales; Poaceae
Product: zinc finger A20 and AN1 domain-containing stress-associated protein 9
Exons: 2
Coding region: 145-624 (159 amino acids)
Molecular function (GO): zinc ion binding; DNA binding
Source: RefSeq, a predicted model, not a curated record